Neogale vison (American mink) is the source of this 632-nucleotide messenger RNA. It is a transcript of the gene FXYD4, whose product is annotated as FXYD domain containing ion transport regulator 4. Lineage: Eukaryota; Metazoa; Chordata; Mammalia; Carnivora; Mustelidae. Gene Ontology annotation, molecular function: sodium channel regulator activity. The transcript is spliced from 9 exons. Gene Ontology annotation, cellular component: membrane. Gene Ontology annotation, biological process: regulation of sodium ion transmembrane transporter activity; potassium ion transmembrane transport. Bases 189 to 455 code for a protein of 88 amino acids. The record is from RefSeq and is a predicted model, not a curated record.
CUCUCCUGCCUACAGGUAUUGUUGCCCUGGGCGGAGCUGUUGGGUUUAAAGAGCUGGAACCCACCUGGACUGAACCCAGCCCCAGCAGCCUCUCCAGAUCUGCACCCGGCUCUCAGGACACUGAAGCACCGAGAGGUGAAGCAAGCCACUGAGUCACACAGCUGUUAGCCCUGCUCUGCAGCCAUAUCAUGAACAGAGUGACCCAGGGCCUUCUCCUCACACUGGCAGGCCUGCCUGCCUUAAAAGCCAAUGACCUGGUUGAUAAAGACAGUCCCUUCUACUAUGACUGGGAAAGCCUGCAGCUGGGCGGCAUGAUUUUUGGAGGGCUCCUGUGCAUCGCUGGAAUCUUGAUAGCCCUAAGUGGAAAAUGCAAAUGCAAGUACAAUCAGAAGCACAGCCCCUUACCUGAGAAAGCCAUUCCACUCAUCACUCCAGGCUCUGCCAGUACCUGCUGAGCACAGGACCAGCUUCAUGGCACUCUUGGUACUGGCUCCGAUGCUGUUCCUUCCCCACCUGGGGGCCCUACGCUCCAUGAUGGCCUUUUCCCCCCACGGUGGGCCCUUAGUCUCCCUUCUGAUCAGAAGGCUGUCCAAAGCUUAUUUCUAAAUUAAACUGUCUCACCCCUCCCUCCA